UGAUUAUUGCAAAGUACCUUGAAGUAGUUGCUCUUUUGAGCUGGUUAAGUGUGGUGUUAUCGUUGGAGGCAUUGGACCCGGAAGAAGCAUCAUUCAUAAUUACUCGAUGUAUGGAGAACAAUCCUGGACAUAAAGAAUGUCUAUAUAAGUGUCUUCUUAUUAAGUCGGGAUUGUACAAUCCGAGGUCCAAGAAGUUUACGGGUGAAUUGAUCAGGAAGCAACAGGAGAAGUACCCCGAUUUGGCAUCAAAGGAGCAAGCGGCUGCCUAUGCAGAUGCAGUGAGCAAAUUGCCGAAAGCGGAGAAUACUUGCAAGGCUGUGACUGCGGUUUACCUAACAAUAAAGAUGCAGUACAGGGAAACUGCCAACAAUUUGUUCCAUGAAAAUCCUGAAACCGCAAAGAAGAUUUACGAUGAACUGGGCGACAAAAUCAAACAACCAGGCCAAUCAGUUUUCCACUUCUGUGAAAACAAAUUCUAUCCACCUGGUUCCCCCAACCGGAAAGAGAUUUGUGAAAUGCGUCAGUUCAAGGUGUUGGACAACGAAAACUACCAGAAGCGCGUUCAAUGCGUCUACAAAGGAUUGCGUUACAUCACCAAGGAUGAUAAGUUUGAUCCAUCGGAACUCAAACGGGACUUCCUGUUCGCCGGGAAAGAUACAGGACGAUUGGACAAAGUGUUGACAAAGUGUAAAUCUUCGGAGCCAAAGGAUCCGUUGCCACUGGCUCGUCAUUACUAUAAAUGUUUGAUGGACUCCGAGGUUGUCGAAGACUACAAGGAAGCCGUGGACUACAGGGAAGUCCGAUCCAUGGAUUAUAACUACAACAUUCCAACGGUUCGCAAUUACGACAAAGCUGCGGUUGCUGCCCAAGUGAAGAAACUUGAUGCCAUGCAGUGUCCCUAAGCGUAGCAACAUUGGAUGGAUAUAAGGAUAAUUUACCGCUUUAAAACCAAUACAAUAGAUAAUAUUAAAAAGUUACAUAGGGGAAAUGGUUCUAAUGUUGGCCUAUGGACCUAAGAUUAGGCCCAUCGCUAAAAAUCUGCUUUUUAUCAAUUUGAUCUAGAUGAACGCGUCAUUUGAUCGCUGUUGAAAAUUUAGUCGAUUGCUGAAUUUAUGUAUGGGCCCAAAUUAGGAGCACUUAGGCCGACAUUACAUCUAAAACCAAUUUUUUUUUUUCGAUAAAGGUUCUAAUUUUGUGAAAUUCAUCAUUUUCCGAUUUUUAGCAUACAAAAUAAUUCACAGUAUUUUUUUUAACUAGUAGCAUCUUUUGCGAAAAUCAUCCUGCUGGUAAACGAUUGUUAACAGUUGUUUUCAAAAAUGCAAAUUUAUCCUAUGUUUUCAAAUUGGUUACUUCAAAAAUUGUCACAAAUAAAAUGUUAGGAGACUAAACAGAGGAUGUUACUGAAUCAGUAAGCUAUGAAAACAAAUUUAACGUGACUUUUAAAUGAUACGCCAUGAAAAGUCGAUUUAACUAUAAUUACAAAUAUGCAGGAAGAUCCAAAGAAGAAAGAUAACGGCGC
Ochlerotatus camptorhynchus is the source of this 1519-nucleotide messenger RNA. RefSeq names its product long form salivary protein D7L1-like. NCBI's taxonomy places the organism in Eukaryota, Metazoa, Arthropoda, Insecta, Diptera, Culicidae. Gene Ontology annotation, molecular function: odorant binding. The record is from RefSeq and is a predicted model, not a curated record. The transcript is spliced from 5 exons. The coding region runs from base 111 to 902 and encodes 263 amino acids.